Messenger RNA from Sapajus apella (tufted capuchin), 6282 nucleotides. RefSeq names its product synaptotagmin 14 (gene SYT14). The record is from RefSeq and is a predicted model, not a curated record. The transcript has 8 exons. Lineage: Eukaryota; Metazoa; Chordata; Mammalia; Primates; Cebidae. The coding region runs from base 502 to 2112 and encodes 536 amino acids.
GGUGUAAUACAUUUUAGUAGGAUGGCAGAUAAUUUGUAUUUAUAAAGUGUAAAUUUUAGUAAAUAUUAAUAUUUGUAUUAACUACUUAAGCAUUUAUAAAGCGCAUAUUACUUAUGUUGUUAUUGAGAGUUGUUGCUUUACAUUUAGUUUUGAUGGUGUGAUAAAGCCGGGUUUCUAGCAUAUUGGUUAUUAGACAUGGUGAAGAGGCAAAGAAUGGAGGGUUUGAUUUUUGUUCCCUUUCAGAAUCUGGAAUCUGAGUGCAUGCUGAUCUCCCAUUGACUUCUGUUCUAUUACUGUACCCCAUCAGAGAGAUGUGAGGAGUUGGUUGAAAUUCAAAUCGGGAACAUAUCCAAAGACCACAACAUCUUUUGACACCAACAACUGUCUAUGCUUCCUUAGAAGGAGCCACCUGACAACUGGGUGGUUCAACAAAGUGGCCCCAGGAAAGUAUCUCCAGAGGCAGUUGGAUUUUUGUCAGCUGUUGGGGUGUUUAUUAUCUUGAUGCUGCUCCUUUUUCUCUAUAUUAAUAAGAAGUUCUGUUUUGAAAAUGUUGGCGGGUUUCCAGAUCUUGGUUCAGAAUACAGUACAAGGAAGAAUUCACGAGAUAAAAUUUAUAAUUCCUACAUAGACAAAGAUGAGCAUGGUUCGUCCUCUGAAAGUGAAGAUGAAGCACUUGGUAAAUAUCAUGAGGCCUUAUCCAGAACACACAAUUCCAGACUACCAAUGGCAAAUUCUAGACAAAAGAACUAUGCUUGGGAAACAAGGCAGAAAUACAGUCCUCUAUCUGCAGAGUAUGAUGGAUACAGUAGUGAAGCAUCAAUAGAUGAAGGAAACUGCAUUCAGAGAAUGAGAAGAACACCCCCGCUGGAUGAAUUGCAGCCACCACCAUAUCAGGAUGACAGUGGUUCUCCCCAUCUGUCAUGUACACCCUCAGAAAUUGGGGACAGUAAAUGUGAAUUUUCCCACUGCAGCAACAGUCCAAGAUGCUCAUAUAACAAGUGCCCAAGUGAAGGAAGCACAGGUCAUGAAAUAGAAAGUUAUCAUAAUAAAGGAUAUGAAGAAGAUGUUCCAAGUGACAGCACUGCAGUCCUGAGCCCUGAAGAUAUGUCAGCUCAGGGAUCAUCUUCACAGCUUCCUAAACCUUUUGAUCCUGAGCCAGAAGCUAAAUAUGGCACACUGGAUGUGACUUUUGACUAUGACUCACAAGAACAGAAGCUUCUGGUAACAGUGACAGCUGUCACAGACAUCCCAACAUAUAACAGGACAGGUGGCAACUCAUGGCAAGUACACCUUGUUCUUCUACCUAUAAAGAAACAGAGAGCAAAAACCAGCAUCCAGAGAGGACCAUGCCCUGUCUUCACAGAAACAUUUAAAUUUAAUCAUGUUGAAUCUGAGAUGAUUGGAAAUUAUGCAGUUCGGUUUAGACUGUAUGGUGUACAUCGCAUGAAAAAAGAAAAGAUUGUGGGGGAAAAGAUUUUUUAUUUAACAAAAUUGAAUCUUCAAGGGAAAAUGUCAUUGCCUGUGAUAUUGGAACCUUCUUACAAUCAUUCUGGCUGUGACUCCCAAAUGAGCGUGUCAGAAAUGUCGUGUAGUGAAAGUACAUCCUCAUGUCAGUCUCUUGAACACGGCUCAGUUCCAGAAAUUCUCAUUGGCCUGCUUUAUAAUGCCACAACUGGAAGACUAUCAGCAGAAGUGAUAAAAGGUAGCCACUUCAAAAAUUUGGCAGCAAACAGACCACCCAAUGGACUGUUCUGUUGUCUAAAACACUUGAUAGGUGGACAGGUUUAUAUAAUCCGAGAUACAUAUGUUAAGUUAACUCUACUGAAUUCCAUGGGUCAAGAGAUGUCCAAAUGCAAGACAUCCAUCCGCAGAGGGCAGCCAAAUCCAGUAUACAAGGAAACUUUUGUUUUUCAAGUGGCCCUGUUUCAGCUUUCUGAUGUGACACUCAUACUGUCUGUGUAUAACAAACGCAGCAUGAAAAGAAAAGAAAUGAUAGGCUGGAUUUCUUUAGGUCUAAACAGCUCUGGAGAAGAAGAACUCAAUCACUGGACUGAAAUGAAAGAGUCAAAGGGACAGCAAGUAUGUAGAUGGCAUGCGUUGCUAGAGUCGUGAUGAAUAGAAUUAAGCAAGCAGUCACCCUCCAAGGCAGCAUAUUUCCAAUUACAACAUUACUGUUUCUACCAAGUCACCAUUAGAAGAGCUGUUCUUUGAAGAAUCAUAUUCAACCUUCUACCAAAAUGCUUUAAGUUCGAUGGAAAGAAUAUCUAAUACUGACAUAAAUGAUAUCUGGUAGAGCUUGUUUGGGAAACUGAGAAACAUAAAUUAUCAUUGCUAAACUAAGAGUCCUCCAGAAAUUUAACAAGAUGUUUUUGAUUUGAAGUUAAUGUUAAUUUUGCAAGAGCCAGUGAUUUUAUGAAAAAUCAAAAUUAUAAGUGAUUUUAAAAACCAGAAUUUUACUUACAAUAUGAUUUUAAUGUCAUCCUACGUAUUAUUUAUAAAACAUAGUUUGGCCAGUCCCUGGUGAUUGUAAUGUUCUUUAAUAUGAAAAAGUAGUUCUCCAACUCUAUCAUACGUCAUAUGUAAUGGCGAAGGGUUUCAGUCACAUUGAAAAUUGCUUUAUUUCAGACAUGUUCCCUUUGUGCACUUAGUUUCAUUGUGCCUCAGUUCCUCUCAGCACUAAAUCUAAGUGCAAACAAGUAUUCAUUUUCAUACAGGAAUUUUAAUACAUUAUUUUUUUAAAAGUUCAUUUUUCAUUUGCCUCUGCUUUUGCCUGAUCCAAAGAGACCAAGUCACUGUACUGGUCCCUUGCAAGUCUUUUAGACAGGUUGUACUGUAGAACUACGUAACUUUCUGUUGAAAGCACUUCCUGUAUUCUUGUAUUCCAAUGUAGGAAGCUAAUAUAGCAGGACUUUACUUUAAAAUAUCUUUCAGUGAUUGACUCUUCAAAAUUGCAGUAAAUGUGAAAAUACUGUUUUUACAAACUGAAAAUACAAUAGGUAAGCUGUUGAAAAUGGAAAACAAUUCAAUUUUAAUUUUCUGCUCUGAGUAUUUAGUAACCAACGCUGCGUAAAGCAGGUAGCAUCCAAAAUAAGAAACUGUUCUUUCUCUAAAUCUUCACUCUUACUUCAACUUGUAUUUGUGAUGUAAAGACUAUCCAGUUCUCAGUUUGAAUCGGAACAUCAUGUUAAAACAGUUCUGAGAUUCCUUAUGAAGUUUCUAAUAACUUGUGACUAGACAUUAUGAAAUUUACAGAUAAAGUUCUUCAACGUGAUGUCAUCUUGUGCCUUUCAUGUAAGUUAAAUUUGCUUAUACAGCUUGAAAGUUGUAUUUGCAAAAUUAAGCCUUCGAUUUUUAUAAAUGUAAAGAUUCCUCAGAACAGUGUUGCAAGAUCUUUAUUUCCUCUGAAGUAUGUAAAACUUGUAUAACGUGCUAAUUUUUUUAAUGGCAAGGCACUUUCAUUUGUUUUUAUAUUUAGGAACUCUAAUCAGGAAUAUUAUAAGCUGUUUUCUUUUUAAUUUUGCUUCUUACCUAUCAUUUUAUGCAUAUACUUUAUUAGAGUACAUUUUAUAUAUAUUAAAAAUAGUUUCUUUUUUCUCCUUCUCAUUUCUAGUUAAUAUAGACAAAAACAUACUAUUUACCAGUUACUAAAAAGCAGUAUAUCAUUGCUCCUAGUCCCAACUAAGUACUAUAUAUUAUUGUAAACUAGAAGUUGUUAUUACCAUAAUAACAAAACAAUGCAUAGAUAUUACUCAGCUUGGCUGUACUGAAAGGCCUUAAAAGAAAUCCAAAAAGACCAUGAACUUCUAUAUUUUUUAGUUUAAAAAAUGGCAGCUCUAUGCAUUCAUACACAUGAAUUAUAAGAAAAAAUACAAAUGCUACACUGGAUGACAUGAGGUUUAAGAAUGUAUGUUACAGGGCUUCAUUAAAGGGAAAAAUCCAUCUUUUGUUGUUAUAUCAACGAGCUUUUACCAGGAUUUUUUAAAUAAACAAGUAAGAGUUUGAACCUGAAUCAAAUGGCAAAAUAUCUCAUUUAAGUGUUUUCAGCAACAGUAGGGAGACUUGAAGAGGGAAUAUAGAUUUUUACUGAGAAACUGGACUUAGGCAUUUGAAGCUACAGUGAUCUUUUUUGACUUUGAAAGAACUGGCUCCAUUGCUGACAACUGUUAUCUGCCUAAUAAAAAGAGUUAUCAGUCUUAUUUGUAACUGUUACAGACCUUAGUGAAACACAUUAGUAAGACCAGCUUGGUGCUUUCACUCUUAGUGAGAAAAAGACCCAACUAAUUGUUAUUUGUUAAAUCUACCUUUUUUCAGACUAUACCCAGAAUUGUGUGUGUGAUUUGAUAUAUCCAUAGGGAAUUAACUGGUAUAAGUAUCAAAUCCUUCAUAGCCUAAAAAUUAAUCAACAAUUUUUUAAUAUUUCAGAAAAGACCCUACCUCCACCCAAGCUGCCAAGUCCUCAAAGAUUAUAAAUUAUCUAUAUGGGUGUGUAUCUGUAUACACACAUGCACCUACAUACAUGCAACAUAAAUAUGUAUAGGUAUAUUCAUUUGUAAAGGUAAAGGUACCCUGGCUUUUUCAGAUAACUGAAUAGAAAAACAUUUCAAAGUUUAUGAUUAUUUUUCUCCUCUGUGUAUUUACCAGAUAUUAUAUUUGGUUUGGGGUGCUUUCUGCUGCUGUUCUGCUUCAUACACAGCAAAAUAUACAUUUGUUUUUGUAGAUUGACACAACUUAUAGUAAUUACUCCCAAAAAGUUGUCUAUUCUUUUAGAAAAGGAUUAAGUAAGGCUCAGGGGACCCACUUCACUCUGCUGAAUCUAAUGUACAAGACAGUACUACUGCUUUUUUGUGUGCUUGAAUUUGCAUGAAAGCUUAACAGCAAAAUCUUCUAUCUCAGUAAGUAUAGUAAAUAGGGACACACUGGUAGGGAGCUGAUGUUGGCUCAGAAACUUGAAAAAGACAACCCGCUUUCAUAUUGUUCCAUUAAAAUCCCCCAAGUUUUCUAAUAAUAUGAUAUAGUCCAAAUAUGGCAAUUGACUGGCAUUUAUGGGAGCCUGUGAACCUGGAAUUAUGCGUUUUAUUUGUCUCCCAAAUUAGCUGCAAAAGAUAGUUAUUGCUGCCCAGGAAACAAAAAUGUAUGUCAAAUAAGUAAAGAAUUUGUUUCGUAUAAUAUUGUCUUAUCUUUCAGAAGCUUUCUUCUAUAUUCUUGUGUCUUUGGUACAAUCCACAUUUUGUUUGAAAUCUAUUUGUAUAUUAUCUUACUGUGCAUUUAGUGAAUUGUCAAUAAUGUUGUAUUUGCUAACAAGAAUAAUGAAUUGGACCACAAUUUAAAAAAAGAAAACCCAAUGAGAAAACAUCUAAGCUACUUGAUUAAUAUACACAUUUAAAUGUAGGGACUGGUAAGGCAGUUUCAUCCAACCUAGUGAGGAGGCCCAGGGCUGUAUGUUAAAUCAUUUGCUUGAUACCAUCAUUUUUAUUUCACUUAUCAACUGAAUCAGAAACAUAAUCAAUAACUGCAAAGUAAGAUAGCAUCAAUAGGGGAUAAAGGGGAAAGAACUGAGAGUGUUUGUCAAUAUGAAGAUGAGUGGAGAGACUGAAUGAUAUCAUAGUCUUUCCAAUGAAAGAAAAAGUAGGCUAUCUGAAGGUGUAAAUUUUUGAUGGAAUAAGAAUAGUAGUCAACAACAAAUAAUUUUCAAGAUCCCUAUCCAGAUAUGAAUAGAAAGGACACAAAUUCAUUUGCGUAAAAUUGCCAUUUGCUACAUAGACUAGACAAUUCAUAGAGAUUUUCACAUUGACAUGUACUGUAUUAUGUAUAUAGUUGUUCUAGUUGUCACUAUAUUAUUUCACAUUGAUAGUUUUUAUUUCCAAUAUUUUUUUCCAUUCACUGUCCCCAGUUCAUCUGUGACCUACAUUGAAGGUAGCUGUUGGUAUUAUUACCAACCAAACUUAGUAUUGAAUACAAAUUUAAGCAUGCUGCAAAGCGUUUUCUAAGGUUAAUUUUCAAACAUCGUCUCUGUCCUCCAAAGUGAUGCCAACAGCUAUAAUUUACUAAGAUCUAGCACAAUAAUUUAUUAUUUGCUUGAUUCUCAAAACAGUAUCAUGAGGUAAGUAAUAUUAUCAACAUUUUAUUGGUAAAGAAACUACAGCGUGAAGAGGUUAAGCAAACUUUCCGAAGGUCAUUCAAUAAGUAAGUAGUAGACCUGGGGUUGGAACUCAGGUGUAAAUUAUUCUAAAACCCAUGCUAUCUAUACAUGUUGCAUUUGCCUCCCUGUUUGAAAAAAAAAAA